AGCAAAAGCCCAAAAAGACCAAGCAAGGUUUAAGAAUUCCCACAAGUCUAUUGUCGAAGGCACUGCCAUUCUUGUUUCUGAGCUGAGACUGUGACAUGCCACUGCCAUAUAGAAUGUCGAAGGCGAACGCUGCAUUACGCCAGGGUGGCAAAGCUCUCAAAGAUCUCAACUUGCUCAAGGUUUUGCAGUCUGAGAUUCAGCAUGAGCUUUCCUUUAACCCCCCUGAGGUAAGCCGAAGCUCUUCAAUGGGUGAGUUUGUGGUGGAUUGCGAUUUGCCACAGUCCCAAGAUUUGGUUUUGAGGAGAAAGUAUGAGAGUGGUGAGGAGGUUGCUGUUUCAGCUUUGUUGGGUCCUUUUAGUCCUGAUGGCUUGGAGGGAGUGGAAUGUCUUUACACAAGGGAUGUUUUGAUGAAGGUAUGUUUGAAGAAGCCUGGUUUGAGCUCAAUGCUGCAGUUUGAUUGCAGUGUUUAUGAGAAAGAUGGUAUUGGGUCUGGGUUUAAAAUCCAUAAUGCCUAUUGUUUUCAACCAUCUGUUGGUCUUGGCCCUUCAGUCUAUAACCCCCCAUUCAGCGAUUUGGACAAGAAAUUACAAGUUGAGCUUAAGAAAUAUCUAGUAUCCAAGGGUAUUGGAGAAAGCCUGACCAACUUCCUCCUCCACCACCUUCACAAAAAGGAGCAAGCUCAAUAUGUGGACUGGCUGCACAAACUUGAAUCAUAUGUUGCAAAAUCAGAGUGACAGAAUUCAGUCGCAGUUUCGAAAGUCUUUAAAUGUUCGUUUUACAACUAUGAAAUUAGGCAAUUUGGGAAGUUCUAACAAUGUAACCUGCUGGUGGUGUAUUGGUUGCUUGGGCUGAGCACUCUGGUGCUCCUGUUAAUGGAUUCCUAUAUUCAGAUCAAGAUAGGAGGGGGGAAAAAAGAGGCAAUGACUAAAGUUUAUGGUCCUGUAAAUCAUGAUUAAGAGACAAAAGCUAUUGAUUUCUUUUUUGGUUCCCCUUAUGGUGUGUUUGAACAAGCAAUUUAACAAGAACGAGAUUUAGGUCU
This is a messenger RNA of Prunus mume (Japanese apricot), 1039 nucleotides long. NCBI's taxonomy places the organism in Eukaryota, Viridiplantae, Streptophyta, Magnoliopsida, Rosales, Rosaceae. The record is from RefSeq and is a predicted model, not a curated record.